CAGGUGCUCCUUCAUUCUCAGGGACCGCGUCUCCGUCCGCUUCCACAACCUCAACCAUGGCACCUCUAUCCGUGAGGACAUCCUGGACAGCAGACACGUGGAUGGGGUAAUGUGAAGACCAGGCCCUAUAGAAUCAACUCCAGCUGAUGGCCACCAUGUGAAAAUAAAGACCCAGUGUUGCCAGAAUUUGGAACAAGACAAGUCAGAAAUCGAGUCUAUAUGUGAAUUUGUCCAUUUUUUACAAAUUGGAAAUCAGUUCACUUUGAACACACACUACAAGAGCCAACUCCGAGGGUCAAAGAACAUCUGAGACCUGGAUCCAGAUGUUUGGCCAAAGCUCCCAUUCAGGGAGGCAGACUACGUUCUUUCCCCUGCUCUGAAGUCCAUGGCCAUGCUGAGUGCAGAUAACAUAAAGAUGAAUAAGAAACCAACCUACCCUCAAAAAGCUUAUGAUGGGAUAGAUUUUACUACUCCAGUAAACUGAAUAGUAUGUGAUAAAUGCUUUAAAAGAGAUGUGCACAGGGAGUGACAAACACCUGGGAAAGAGAGAAAGGCUUCAUUCUGGAAGUGAUGGUUUCCGGUGAGCCAUGAAUGAAUGCAGAGGGUUAGAACAGGAGCUCAGUGGUUAAUGUCUGAGUAGCAUGGAGGAGUUUGACCAGAAGUUCCUGUGCAGAGGGAACUAUGAAGCAAGGUCCAGAUACAUGCAGGUGAAAUUUGUCUGCAUUCGGACCCAGUCAAACAGGAGGAGAACACCAGGGGCAGACAUGUGCCCUGCAUACUUGCUCCUGCGGUACAAUGAGAAACUGGACAGGCUGUUUAUCAGUGAACUCAACACCCAGCACAUACAUGUCGACUGCAAAACUGCGGAUCCUGGAGGAGACCUGGCCGGCAAGUCUCAAAAGAUGACAUGCUUGCAGAAACCGGAGCCCGAGCAGCCCACAUUCGAGAAAGGCCUGGACAUGGCCAAGAAGCCCCUGGUUGAGCCAUCAUUUUGCUCAGAUAAGGUCCAAGCAACCCCACAGCCCAAGCAGGAGAGUAUCACCCCUUCUGACCUGGCCAAGAUAGCAAAAGUGAUGAAGAACUUUCUUAAGGUGGAUGAGGGUUCCAUGGCCUCCCUCAGUGUGGGCAACAGCCAGGACCUGGACCGGCUCAGCUUCCAGAGCAGCAAGAUGAGCAGCCUGUUCAUCCGCUUCCCGGAAAGUCUCUUGCUGCAUCGGGUGGAGAACGCCCAGGGCCACAUUCUCUAUGCCUUCCUAGUGGAGAACAAGGAGCGAGAGGGCCGAGUGGUGCACUUUUCUGUGCUCAAGGCUGAGACAGCCACAUCUGUGGCCAAGAUGCUGAGCAUCUUCACAGAGUUCAACUCAGAUUGGCCCAAGAUUAAGGUGGUCUUUGUGGACCCGUCCUUCCCUCACCGAGCUGUCCUGCAGGAGAUCUUCCCUGCGGCCCGCGUCCUCCUUUCCAUCUACCACACAACCCGCCUCUUGGAGAAGAAGCUGCAUCGCAGUUCAGCAAAUUUGUCCUUUAAAAGUCUCAUGAAGGAAGCCCUGCGGGAGGCUGUGUUUGUCACCUCUGACGCCAGCCUGCAGAGUCUCUGUCAGAUGUCCCGGUCCCUCCUAGAUGAGGAGCUCUUUGGCUUCCUGCAGGCCCACUGGUUCUCCUGCGAACUGCUGUGGUACAUGCAUGUCAGGAAGGGCCUGCACGCGUGCAGCACCUACAUGGACAGCCUAGACAUCAUCACCAGCAAGGUGUCAAGCCUCUUCCGAGAGCCACAGUCCCUGCUGGACUGCAUCCUCUGCUUUGUGGAUUACAUAGACUUCUUCAAUACCAAAGGCGUGAAAAACUUGCCCACAGCUCCCCCCAGGUUAAAGAGAGCUCAGCCAGCAAGCUCACCCCCCAAACCCAAGAAGCCUUUUGGAAUCUGUGGAGGGAACCUCAUCCGGACUCCUGCGAAGGAGGUCCUGCCACAGGCGCCAAUGCAGCAGCAGCCACAGGGGCAGCCCUCCCACGGUGGCAUGCUGGACUCCCUGCGCCAGAGUGGUUUCGAACUGGCCUAUAAGCUGUGCUACAACGAAUGGGAGGUGGUACAGAACUCCACUCACCUGGUGGAUAUGGGUGGCUCCUCAGUGGACGUGCAGUUGGUAGAGGACUCUUACCAGGUUAGCAAAGACGGCUGCAGCUGCAGCUGUUCCUUUCAGCAGUGGUACCACCUGCCAUGCCGGCACAUUUUGGCCCUGCUGCACACCAGCCAGAAGCCUGUGGGUGAAACCAUGGUCUGCCGCCGGUGGCAAAAGAGGUACCAGCACCUCCUUGGGCCUGGUGGGGAGCUCCGGGACCCUGUUGGGGUCCCAAACACAGGCCAGCCUGGGAAGCAAGGACGGAAGGACAUGAUUCAGGACCUAAGCAGGGAGCUAGCAAACCUGCUAAUGCAGAGUGAGGGGCCAGAGUUGGAGGAGCGCUUUUCCACCUUGCGCAAGAUUGUGGACAUCUGGGCUGACCCCUGCCAGCUAUUGGAGCCCACUCAGCAGCCAGGGGACUUCAAGGAUGUGGGUUGCCUCCCUUUUCUCUGGGGAAAGCAGGAGGAAGUAGAGGGACUCCCUCUUGCUGGAACCACGAUUCAUGAUUGAAGCGCUUGCUCUGGUGCACUGGGCCGCAAGCUUCUCUCUCUGAAAGUCCGAGAACUCAAAGGAGGCAGGACUCAACCAGGAGUCAGCAUCUUACCCACUGUCUUCUCAGGUAGGGCUAGGAAGAUUGUUAAAAUGGGAGAGGAGGAGCCCUGUCUUUUUGACAGUCCUUUGAAUUGCUCCCUUUUCUGCCCUACCUUUGGCAUUCCUCGGAGCCUCAUUCACUGUUCAAGGCCAAAGUUGUUUCCAUGCUGAAAGGCCACGCCUCCUUCUCCCCUCAUCCCUGAGGUCAGAUCUGACUCACUUUACAAAGAUGAACCCAAGGCCCAGGAUAGGAUGAGACAAAAUGGGCGAAGUGAAAUUAGGGCCUGUUUUCAGGGACAGAGGGAAGGAGCGUGGUCCUUGACUGUUGCUGCUCUUUACAAAGAAUCUGUUAAUUUGUGCCUAUUUUUAUUCAUAUUAAAGUUUUUUUUUUAAUAAAAUCAAGCAAGAGAAAUGUGUGUUGCUUGAAUAGGGAAGGAAUCUAGUGGGGAUUGUGAGGCAAAACAGCUUGAUACCUCAGAGACUUAAUGCACCCUUCACCCUCUGCCUGGCAAUCAAACCUUCAGCUCUGAUUUCAAGCAGGCUGGCGUUUCUGGCAGGAUGCAGCCGAAUAGACAGGGAAGGAAAAACCUGAAUCUUACAAUCAACUAGUUGCCCAAGCUUGGGGAGGGGGGAUUGGGGGGGGGGCUGUGGGAAAGUCCCUAAUUUCUUCAUCUGCAAAAAUUAGUGUUGGCCAGUACUAGUCUCGGUUUCCUCUUUAGAUUUCUAUGAACAGAACAUUUUUGUCGCAUUCAUAAGCAUCAGCACUACUUUUGUUGUUGCUAGUUUGUAAUCAGUCUUCUUGUAGCCAGCCAGCUUCCGGGGAAGAGGUCAACAGAUGGAGUUCUUGCAGUCGUUCACCGUGACCUUAGCAAGCCACAGCGCCAUUCUGGACCUCUCUCUCUCU
This is a messenger RNA of Artibeus jamaicensis (Jamaican fruit-eating bat), 3609 nucleotides long. It is a transcript of the gene ZSWIM3, whose product is annotated as zinc finger SWIM-type containing 3. NCBI's taxonomy places the organism in Eukaryota, Metazoa, Chordata, Mammalia, Chiroptera, Phyllostomidae. The transcript has 3 exons. The record is from RefSeq and is a predicted model, not a curated record. The coding region runs from base 642 to 2624 and encodes 660 amino acids. Gene Ontology annotation, molecular function: zinc ion binding.